GGAUCGCUACAUAGUGAUCCUCAUAUUUUAUAACCUUCAAGUUGACUUCCUAGAAUUAGUCUUUCCAUGGUUUGAUCUCGAUCCAUGGAUUGGGCGAGUCUGAUCCUCGAUAUUAUGAUCAGGUCAUGGGACUGCACGGCGAAGUGCAGGUCGUAUGUUCAGGAUCUCGAGGAGAAUCUCGAGAAUCUGGGAAGCACAAUGGAUGAACUCACUUGCAAGCUCGAAGACCGGAGAAGGGAAGUUGAGCAGGCUGAACAACAAGGACUGAAGCGAACGAGCGAAGUAGAUCGCUGGUUGGAAAAGGUAGAAGUUAUCAAGAAGGAAGUUCCUCGGAUCUUAGAGAGAGGGGAGCAAGAGAAGCAGAAGAAGUGCUUUGGGGGUUUGUGCACGAAGAAUUGCCGGUCAUGCUACAAGCUUGGGAAGGUGGUCGUGAAGAAGCAGAGUGUCCUCAGAGAUCUACUAGUCAAGAGUCACUUUAAUCAGAUAGCUUACAGGCCCGUCAGUGCUCGGGUUGAGGAAAGGCCUAUGGACAAAGUUGUGGGCUUCGAGUCUACAUUCGAGGAGGCUUGGAUAUGCGUUGAGGAUGGGAGUGUGCGAAGUAUAGGGAUGUUUGGGAUGGGAGGCGUAGGGAAGACCACCCUCCUUACCAAGAUACAUAAUGAGCUCGCUCACUCUAGCCAAGAUUAUGAUGCCGUCUUGUGGAUCGUCGUGUCGAAGCAAGCUAAUGCAGAAAAAAUUCAGAAGGACGUAUGGAGAAAACUGGGGCUCCCUGAAUCCGAGUUGGAGAGCAGCAACAAAGAAGAUAGAGCUCCUAAAAUAUUUAGUGUCUUGAAAAGAAUGAAGUUUAUUCUAUUUCUGGAUGACAUCUGGGAGAGGAUUGAUCUCGUAAGCAUCGGUAUUCCUUCAACUAGCCAUCAGAACAGAUUCAAAAUAAUAUUUACAACUCGAUCCGAGGAAGUCUGUGGCUUUAUGCAAGCUGAUAGGAGCAUAAAAGUGCAGUGCUUGCCAACUGAUAAGGCCCUUGAACUGUUCCAGGAGAAGGUGAGCAAGGAGACCUGGGAUGCUCAUCCUGAUAUACCGGAGCUCGCCGAGAAAUUGGCUGGAGAGUGCAAAUGUUUGCCUCUCGCUCUCAUUACAGUAGGGCGAGCAAUGGCCAGCAAGAAGAAUCCUCACGAGUGGAAGCAUGCGGUGGAGGUUCUACGACAUCAUCCAGCAACCUUUUCAGGUAUGAAAAAUGAUGUUUUUGUUCCUCUAGAGUUUAGCUACGAGAGUUUACCUGACGAAACCCUGAAGAGGUGUUUUCUGUAUUGUACUAUGUUUCCUGAGGACUAUGGAAUUAGGAAAGAUGAUCUUAUUCUUCUUUGGAUUGCGGAGGGCUUCCUAGAUGAAUAUGAUCAUGAUAUCCAUAAAGCACGCGAUUAUGGAGAGAGCAUCAUUGGAAGUCUAACACGAGCUUGUUUGCUGGAGUCCAUAGUAGUGGUGGAGCCAUUCGGCCUAGUAACCAAUGUAAAGAUGCAUGAGGUAGUCCGAGAUAUGGCCUUGUGGAUAGACUCUGAACAUGGUGUCAAGAAGAAUAAAGUUGUAGUAAACGAGAACUUUCAUGCUAUAGAAUCGGAUGGGAGGAGUGAAAGGUGGAAGGAUGUAGAAACAGUGUCUCUCUGGAGGGACUAUCGAUCCAUGGAAUGGUUUCCUACAAGUCUAUCAUGCUCCAAUCUUCGCACGUUGAUACUACGGGGUACGCAAAUGCAGAUACUGCCGAAUGGAUUCUUUUCUUCUAUGCCUUCUCUGAGAAUCUUGGAUCUAUCAUACAAUAAAUUGUUAGCUGAGUUACCUGAGGACAUUGGCCAGUUGUCCAAUUUGCGGUAUCUUAACCUUGGGGGAACUCCCAUAGUCAAGCUCCCUAUUCAGUUGAAGAACCUGAAAAAGUUGAGGGUCCUGCUUAUUGGUGUAGACUGCGAAUGUGUUCCAAAGGAAGUGAUAUCUAAUCUCCAUUCUUUAAGAGUUUUCCGGUGGAUGCAUAACUCCGGUGUUCUCACACAGGAGCAACAACUCAGCGUGAUUGACGAGCUAGAACUCAAGAAAGAGGUAAGUGAAGUAUCUCUCUCUUUCCGAUUCGCAGAAAGUGUCCGGAGAUUACUAAGAAGCUCCAAGUUGCAGACCCGGUUAAGAUCUCUAAUUGUAGUGGAAUGCCUGGAUAUGACCUCGGUUACGAUCUCAUCUUUGAAAGCAAAGAGGAUGGAGCAUCUAAGUGAUCUCUAUAUUUGCUACUGCAAUGAAUUGGAAGAGAUUAAAGUCAUAGACAUGGAUGAAGAGGAGGGUCGUCCUGAUGAUCAACAUAUUCCUCACGAAUAUUACUACUCAAAGUUACGGAAUGAAAGCUGUUUCCGUAGCCUUUGCUCGGUGACUAUUGCAUUCUGUAAUCGCUUGAAAGAUGUCACUUCCAUCGUCUGCUAUGCUCCUAAUCUUAUGCACCUCUACAUUCAUGAGUGCCCCUCCAUGCAAGAACUGAUUGUCAAUGACACUGAAGAGGAUAAAGACCACAACUCGAGGCAAACAUUCUUACGUCUCGCUACUCUUUAUUUGAUCAAUCUCGACAAGCUCGAAAGCAUCGGCCGCAGAAAGCUGCCCUUCCCUUCACUGAAGAUGGUAUCGAUCUACGAAUGCCCAAGUCUGAAGAAACUCCCAUUCGACCAAGAAAGCGUGGGAAAUAGCUUGAAGGAAAUUCAGGGGAAAAAGGAGUGGUGGGAUGGGUUGCAAUGGGAUGACCCUGCCACUAAGAAUGUCUUCUCCCUGAAAUUCGUCGAAAUUGAGUAGGAAGGCUAGACUUACUGGUCGUUAUGCACCUGGGAGAGCAGAAACCCGCCCUUUUGACUCUCAUGCAUUGGUGCGUUCGAGUAGGCCCUUAUGGAACUCCAUAAAUAUGUGUUUCGAGCGAUCCUUUUAUCGAUGAAAAAAAAAAGAAAACUGCAUUUCUAGUGUUCAUAGUAUUUCCGAGUACAAGCAUGAACAAUCUUUCUGUACAGGCACUGCCCAAGGAAUUAAUACCACAGGAAAGAAAAAGACUUUUCCUCUGAGAGUAAUGAAAAAAUGCAUUGUAUUGCAGCCCAUAUCAA
Molecule: messenger RNA, 3113 nt
Organism: Punica granatum (pomegranate)
Lineage: Eukaryota; Viridiplantae; Streptophyta; Magnoliopsida; Myrtales; Lythraceae
Source: RefSeq, a predicted model, not a curated record